Molecule: messenger RNA, 703 nt
Organism: Diatraea saccharalis (sugarcane borer)
Lineage: Eukaryota; Metazoa; Arthropoda; Insecta; Lepidoptera; Crambidae
Source: the annotation of a GenBank genome assembly
AUCCAUCACAAGUACUUGUGAUUGUUUGGUUACAAAAUAAUUUGCUGAAGUUAUUUUGGUAAAGAUUAUUCAGAAGUUUGUGCUUAAACUCCUAUAAAAAUGUCUCAGUUAAAAACGAAUAAAAAAUUUAAGUGGGCAUUAGAUUAUAACCAGAAAAAUAAGGCAUCAAUUGAUUUACCUGCCCCACCGGGUUACAGUCAAUCUGCAAAUGCAAACUAUACUGAGACAUCAAAGGAUAGUGAUUCCAAUUUACUUUUAAUCAAGAAACUAUGGGAUGUUGCUUUGGGACCUCUCAAACAAGUGCCGAUGAACUUGUUUAUAAUGUAUAUGGCAGGAAACUCAAUUUCUAUUUUCCCCAUAAUGAUGGUUGGAAUGUUAAUUGUUCGACCUGUGAAAGCACUGUUUUCAACACAAAGUACAUUUAAAAUGGUGGAAGGCUCACAGGCCAUUGGUCAAAAGUUUGUAUAUGUCAUCGGGAAUAUAGUAAAUAUACUGCUGGCUCUUUACAAAUGCCAAAGCAUGGGUUUAUUACCUACACAUUCUAGUGAUUGGUUAGCAUUUGAAGAACCAUUGACACGAGUUGAGCAUAUUGGUGGUGGUCUGUCAUUGCUAUAAUCUAGAGGGAACGAAAACAUCAUUAUUUAUAUUGUUAAUUUAUUAUGAUUACUAUUGUGAACUAUUAUUACACAGUAUGUACAGUGAC